CUAAUUUCACACCGCUGUGACAUGCAAAGGUGGACAUGGCCAACUGGCGCCGCAUCAUGUGAGGAUGUCGAGUGUCACGGAUUGUGCCCGUUUCUGCCUCCAGCACAAAAAGAUAAGGCCCUACUUAUAGUAACGCGAAUAGCGUAGCGCGCUCGCGUGCGAUGUACUUGGCCAUGAGCUGCUGCAUGUUGCACUGCAUUCGUAGCAAGUUCUCCUGGCGGGAUGUGGCCCACAUUAAUACACAACACACCCGUAAGCACUCUUGCUGGUAUAAUAUUACAGAUGUAGCGUGGGUACCACUAUCAGUCCAAAUUUCAAGAAAGAGACAGCCCAUGGACAACACCACUCGAUCAUAGCGUAUGACAAGUGGAAACGUUUGCUCCUGAUAUCGCUAGUUGUACUUGAGAGCGCGGGCAAGGUUUGGCAGGGGCCCGGCUGUUUCACGCUGGGCCCCACCGAGGUAUUAUGCAAAGGCCAAGAUCUAUAAAAUGCAAUAAGUUAUUUCAGCUCUUGGUGGCGACGUGGCUCGUCGUUGUGCUCGGAGUCAGUAAUGGCGCUCCAGCGGCCCGGCCUCGCGCCCGGCACACGUGCAUUCCGGAGGCAAACAUCGCCAAGAUGUUGGGACACCAUCCCGAUUGCGUUGAGCUCAUAGAUGGCCCAACCUGCACGGAGGAGAGCGUGCGGGAUGAUGGCUGCGAGGACCUGCGCGUUCGCAACUUCACCUCAUGUGGGUCAGUGGUGUACAAUGAGGUGGAGGACCCAGAAACGAGCGGCAGCAGCGCAGCUGCCGCGGCACUAGCAGCAGCCGGCAUUGCAGCGGCGGCUGGGGGCACACGCACCUUCUCUCAUUGCGGGUACGGGGCUAGGCCUGCUGGCUGGCCCUGCAACGCCGCCCGCUUGCCGCCGGGUGGCAAGGCCGCGCCUGUAGACCAGCAUAGGACCAAUGCGCAACAGCGGCAACAGCAACAGCAGCAGCAGGAGUCUCUGUACGUGUGCGGCGGGGGCAGCCUGCGCGGCAUGUGCAUACCGGCGGGCUCGGACGCGCCCGAGCACGAGCAGUGCGUGCAGUCGGCAUGCGAGAAGGGCCUGUGCGCGUUGCCGGUGCCCGUGAAUGAGGGUGGCACCUGUGAGCCGCCCGGCCCCGCGCCGCCGUCGAACGAGUGCCAGCAGCGCGUGUGCCGCGGCGGGCGCUGCCUGCUGGAGUCCCUGCCGGACACCUCACCCUGCGGGCCUCCGCCGGGGCCGUGCGGGGAGCACCACUGCAUGGCGGGGGCGUGUGUGCUGGCGGCGGAGGAGGACGGGGUCAUCUGCGGACCCAGCUCCGCGUGUGCGGACCAGGUCUGUCACAAGGGGCAGUGCGUGGAGGAGCGGCGGCCCGACGGCAAGCUAUGCUGGCACGUGCCCGGGGACUGCCCGCGCACGUGCGUCGCCGGCAAGUGUGUGCCGUGCAGCUGCGGUCCCGCGUACGCCUUCUGGGCAGGCCGACAAUGGGUUCCUGGCUUCCAAUGGACGCCGUUCGCAGAGGACUUGUCCGACAACAGCUACGGCGGUUACUUCAACCUGCUGGCUGAGGAGCUGGACAUUCCGCCCAUCCAGCUGCCGUACGACGGAGAGUACGACAGUGCGUCCCGCUACGCCGCCGAGAGCGCCAUCGUGGUGUGCAGCCGCUGCCGUCUCAACAUGGCCCUGCAGCCAGGACCCAACAUGGUGCAGGACGGCGCGGUGCUGACUGGCUCCGUGGGACUGGCGGCCAGCCCUGUGCGCGGCGGCACCUACGUGACGCUGGAUGUGGUGAUGUACCCCAACCUCACACACCAGCACCUGCUGCUAGGCUACCACCCCUGGGCCUCAGUCAUGCCGCCGCCGCUCACCACGCCGCAUAGGUGGGGCGACCUCAGCGGUAGCCGCACGGGCCUGUACGCGCGGGCACCGCCCGCCACCAGCGCCGCGGCGGGGGACCGCGUGGACCCCAGCCUGGGCCGCGGCCUGCUGCCUCAGCCCAUGCGCCACCACUCCGCCUGGGCCUUCGUGCGGCGGCGGCCCGCGCACUGGGGCUUCACCACGCAGGAGCAGGUCCGCUCCGUGUUCGUUGGCCUUCAUCUGCUCGUGGCCAGCUGCACCCGGUCCUCGCCACUCAUGGCUUCGUCCAAGAGCAGCAGUAGCAGCAGUAGCAGCAGCAGCAGUAGCAGCAGUAGCGGUAGCCGCAGUGGCGGAAGCAGUGGCUCUAGCGGUAGCAGUGGCAAUGCCAGUGGCAGUGCCGGUCGUAGUGCCCCGGGUGGCAAUACCAAGGGCGGCGGUGCUGGUUCCGCCGCUGUGGGUGUGCCGCCGGAGGCAGUGGGGCCGGGGGCAAGGGAGGGUGGCGGCAGAGUUGAUUCGGUGGCGGAAGCGCUCGGCAGCAAGGGCGGCAUAGGUCCCCGGGGUGGAGCAGGGUCUGGCGCUAGCAAGGUAGUGGAGGCUGCUGACAGGGCGGCGGGGGCUGUUGCGUCAGCAGGGCAAGGAGGCGAGGCGGCAGAAGCCGGGACACAGGGCGCGGCGGAGCAGGCGGGUGGGAGCGGGCGGCGGACGCGGUUUGGCGCCACGGCCCCUGCUGCUGGUGUGUAAGGUGGCGCAAUGUGAGCAAGGGCAUUCCAGUAUGCCUUUGCUGGGAUGCAGGUCUAGACUUCGUCUGGGUGGUGAAUGGACCGGUUGUCAGGGCGGUCAAAAGCUCAUGUGACAGUGUGGCGGGAAGCGCUGGCAGGAUGUUUUGGAGGGUCCGCUAUGGCUUGUCCGACGGCAGUGGGCUGGCUGUGGUGGUGAUUAAGAUCAAGGCCGGUAGCUUGUCAGCUCGCACAAGACUGAUAUUUCCAAUGCCGACCUUACAAACGGAAGUAGUUGAGCUCGGGAACCCUUCUGACGUGUGAAUGUGAAUGUCGCGCCAUGCAAACAGGUGCCGACGAGAGUCGCUUAGCUAGGCGGCCUGUCCAGGCGUCACCACGGGUUCCCGUCUGUUACACAACCUUGCACGUGCAUGCUCCCGUGUUGCGCAUGUAUGGGCACGUUGGCAUGGUGCGUGUCAGCGUGUGGAACCUUUGAGUGGCCGUGUUAGGUUGGCGUUUUCCUAUCAACCCGCCCCGUCCACACCUCAUCCACGCCUUCAAAUCUAAACCGUAUGAGCUGCAUCGCAUGAGCUCCGCUUCCCCUAUGUAUCGAGUCGCCUGAGGCGACCUAAUGUGUACCAUA
Chlamydomonas reinhardtii is the source of this 3219-nucleotide messenger RNA. RefSeq lists its product as uncharacterized. NCBI's taxonomy places the organism in Eukaryota, Viridiplantae, Chlorophyta, Chlorophyceae, Chlamydomonadales, Chlamydomonadaceae. The record is from RefSeq and is a predicted model, not a curated record. The transcript has 11 exons. The coding region runs from base 616 to 2601 and encodes 661 amino acids.